Messenger RNA from Penicillium argentinense, 1206 nucleotides. RefSeq lists its product as uncharacterized. NCBI's taxonomy places the organism in Eukaryota, Fungi, Ascomycota, Eurotiomycetes, Eurotiales, Aspergillaceae. The record is from RefSeq and is a predicted model, not a curated record. The coding region runs from base 1 to 1206 and encodes 401 amino acids. The transcript has a single exon.
AUGGUUUCGCCGAAAAAUUCCAGCAGCCUCCCAAUCCGGCCGGCAUCGACAUCCCCCACCCCGACAUCCCCCACUUCGCCUACGCCCGCAGGAUCGCCAGUGAAAGCGUCCCGAAUCCCACUCCCAGAACUCAGGGAAGCUCUAGAAAAUACAAUCCGCCAACGAGAGAUUGGAUACGCGUGCAUCACGGCGAUGAUCCUUUUGUGGUCUGACGACGAUACCGGGGCAAACAAAGAUGCGAACCGACUGCAGAAAACGCUCCUGGACGUCUUUAGCAUUUCUGCGGAGAUUUUGGAGGUGGACAGUACCGUCAAUCCGUCUGUCAUCGCCAAUAACUUCAUCUCAAACAAAUUUGUGAACGUGCAUAUCGCUCACAACCCGGAUCAAACCUUGAUGAUAUUCGCGUAUAUCGGUCACGCCGACAUUGUGUGGAAUAAGGAGUUAAGAAAAUCCCAACUGGUAUUUACAUCGACCAAGAGUGACAAGGUUAUCGAGUGGGAGAAGCUGCGACAUACACUCAUGGACGAAUACGUUGAUAUAUUUGGUAUCCUUGAUUGCUGUUUUUCCGGCCUCAAGGUUCCCCCAACCGGAUUGAAACAGACUACACAGAUCUUGGCCGCGUGUGGACCCAACGAAAGGGCGCGCUCCCGUCAGUCUCGAGUGACAUUGACUCAGCGACUCUGCGGCAAGAUUGAACGGGUAGCUAAAUACUCAGAGACCGCUAUCCGGCCUGACGUUUUAUUCGAGCAAUUAAGAGCCCACACAACUAGAGACUCCCCCACACCGCGCAUUAUCCAGUAUGGGGGAACGCGACCUAUCGUACUCAGGAUCAACCCACACAAGGCUCAAGCGACCUCGCCAUCCCGUAUUCCCCGGCCUGUUCCCCCGAACCGCACUGAACAACAAAAUGUCGUGGUUAAGUUGAUACUGACCGGUCCUGAGGAGAAUGCCAUCACUGAGUUUCUGAAGAUGAUCAACGAGCUCCCAGAGCCAUUCAAAAUCAAACUUAUCGAUGCCUUCAAAACGGACAGGUCAGUCCUCGUCUUGGCUCGGAUGACUUGGCAGACGUGGGCAAGUCUUUCAACCGCGCUCGUCAUCCCCCCGAUUGGAGUUGCUAUAGGCGAGUCCCUCAUCCGCCAGCCAGCCCCCGAGAUGCGCCACCGUGAUGAAAAUAUCCCUUUUAGUGCGCGUGGAUCUAGCAAAUAA